Messenger RNA from Ananas comosus (pineapple), 1350 nucleotides. RefSeq names its product heavy metal-associated isoprenylated plant protein 7. The transcript is spliced from 5 exons. Gene Ontology annotation, molecular function: metal ion binding. Lineage: Eukaryota; Viridiplantae; Streptophyta; Magnoliopsida; Poales; Bromeliaceae. Bases 102 to 1202 code for a protein of 366 amino acids. The record is from RefSeq and is a predicted model, not a curated record.
AAGGAGAGAAAGAGAGCGAGAGAGAGAUAUCAGAGGAAGAGGGAAACCCCAUCUCCAUUUUCGGCGUCGCGAGAAGCUUCGAGUGGAAGAGCUGCGCUCUAAUGGGGGAGGAGGAGAAGAAGGUGGAGGAGGCGAAGAAGGGGGAGGAGAAGGCGAAGGCGAAGGGGGAGGAGAAAGCGAAGGAGGAGAAGGCCGAGAACAAGGACGAGAAGAAGAAGGACGGCGGCGGCGGCGGCGGCGGCGGAGAGGGGAAGGGGGAGGCGGCGGCGGAUGCUCCCGUGGCGGCGCCGCCCCCUCCGCCGCCGCCGCCGGAGGAGGUGGUGAUGAGGGUGUACAUGCAUUGCGAGGGGUGCGCCAAAAAGGUGAAGCGUAGCUUGAAGGGGUUUGAUGGUGUGGAGGAGGUGAAAACGGAUUGCAGGAGCCAAAAGGUGGUGGUGAAGGGGAAAAAAGCUGCGGAGGAUCCACUGAAGGUGGUGGAGCGGGUGCAGAAGAAGACCGGCAGAAAAGUCGAGCUUCUCUCGCCGCCGCCGCCGCCGCCGCCGGAGAAGAAGAAGGAAGAGGACGCGGCCAAGAAGAAAGAAGAUGGAGAAGAGAAACCCAAAGCAGAGGACAAAAAUGAAGAGCCCGUAGUGAUCUCGGUGGUGCUCAAAGUUCACAUGCAUUGCGAGGCGUGUGCGCAGGAGAUUAAGAAGAGGAUACUCAAGAUGAAAGGCGUGCACGCGGCGGAGCCGGAUCUGAAAGCGUCGCAGGUGACGGUGAAGGGCAUGUUCGACCCGCCGAAGCUGGUGCAGUACGUGUACAAGCACACGGGCAAGCACGCCGCCGUCGUCAAGCAGGACCCGCCGCCGCCGCCUCCCCCCGAAAAACCCCCCGCCGACGCGGCCACCGACAAGCCCAAGGACGACAAAAAGGCCGUGGCGACCGCAUCCGCAUCGGAGGGUGGCGGCGGCGAGAAAUCUGAUGCUGUCAAUGCCGAGGGGGGCGGCGGCAGCGGCGGUGGCGGGAAGGAGAAUAAGGAGAACGCUGCGGAGGAUGGCGGCGGCGGCGGGGCCGUGACUGCGGCUGCGGCGGGGAAGGUGUUGGAGAUAGUGAAGAACGAGAUCUACUACUACUAUCCGAACUAUCCGAGAUACGGAGUCGGGUACGCGUACCCGCCCCAAAUCUUCAGCGACGAGAAUCCGAAUGCGUGCGCGGUUAUGUAAAAAAGGUUCUACUUCUAAAACAAAAAAUUAUAUGAGGAGAAUGGUGAGUGCGAGAAUUAAGGACAAUAAUGUUUUAUUAUGAUGCUGAUGAUGAUGGUAAUGUUGAUGAUGGUGAUAGUGAUAAUAAUAAUAUAUUUAUAUUUUGUGA